Molecule: messenger RNA, 3062 nt
Organism: Cuscuta epithymum
Lineage: Eukaryota; Viridiplantae; Streptophyta; Magnoliopsida; Solanales; Convolvulaceae
Source: the annotation of a GenBank genome assembly
UUGAAUUUCAACAAAAACUUCAUUGAGUAAUUUCUACAAACAUGUUAUGGGCAUAAAAUGAAUUAGAGAAAUUACACUAAAAUUUUAAUUAAUUAACACCUCAAAAUCAUUACAAUGAAACAAACUAAUCAAUUAUUCACUUUUAUAUCAUACAUAAAAGUUGUCUGGUCACACACACAUUUUAUGUACGACUCUAACUCAUAUAAAACCAUGUUCACUUCAAACAACUAUGAAACCGCUUUCACUUUAGGCUAGACAGACACUGCAUUUCCAUAAUGUCUGUCCGCCAAACAAAAUACAAACAAAUGACAAAAAACAACAUACUCUUCUCCAAGACUUCAACGUCCACACCUUCAUCAUCUUCUUCCAUUGAAGUCGUCGCUACUUCAACAGCGACCGGAGAUGGCAGAUUUCCACCUUCACCCACGUCAUCAAGCUUGUGACCUUCAUCUUCCCAUGUCAAGCCAUCCAAAACAACUCAUCGCUAAACUCGGAUACUUCCUUCCCCAUAUAUCCAUCCAAGAAGAUGAAAGAAAGAAGCAGGUGAGAGGAUGGGUUGAACACUGUAGCAAGUUUUGAAGGAGGAGAGGUGUUUUGGCGUAAAGUUGAGGAGUGGGUUGGGGAGAUGUGAGAGAGGUGAGAGAAAAGUAUUUUUGGAAAGGAGUAAAAAGGAUGGUAAAAAAAAUGGGGUAUUUAUAUGGGAUAGGAAAUGGGGUAAACUUGUGGUACUUAUAGCAUUUUUGGAAGCUUCGAUCACUACAUUCCUCUCUGAGUUACUCUGUACACUAACUAAGCACAUUCACUUUGCUGCUAUUUCACAGCCCUCGAAUUUCUGAAAAAUCAUAUCCCUCCUCUCAUUCCAAGGUCGGUUGUAGUAUAUGGUUAUGGAUCAUCCGCUCAGAAGCUUGCCUAACUCCUCUAUGAACAGUUUCGAGUUGGAGAAUGAGAUCAUUUUCUCUACCUUUAAACCAUCAGUGGACAUUCCAGACAGUUACAAGCAUGCCCUUUCAGUGGCACAACAUCCCAACCUGGGCACUCAUGAUCCUGCUUUGGACUCUGAUUCCACGCUGAACUACAUUAGCCAGAUGCUACUGGAGGAAGAGAGCAUUGAUGGGAACAAUCAGAACAUGUCCUUUGAUCCCAUUGCUCUUAGAGCUGCUGAGAAUGCCUUUUAUGAAGCCUUGCAUGAGAACCCUUCCCCACCUAUUCACAACAUUCCUGGAAGCUUAUUCAGGAAUGAUGUUGAUCCAGGAGAAUGCGAAUCAUGUGUUACGAGUGAGCCUCCCCCCGAUCUCGCCAUCAAGUUAUCAUCCGGUUUGUCAAACGGUUCUCUAUAUAGCUUUGGUGAUAGUGAUUCCAUAUCUCGAUUCAUGAGAGGUGCGGCUGAAUCUAGUAGAUGCCUUCAAGCUGCCCCUAAACAGCAUAUCAUCAAUGACUUGGAGAAACAUGAGGAGUCACCGAGAGAUAUUGAUGUCCCCAAGAUAGAUAAGGACCGUUCAGUGAAUUCGUACCGUAGAGGAAAGAAGCAUUAUUACCAUCCAGAUGAAAGUGGGGUGGAAGAAGAAAGGAUAAACAAGCAGCCUGCACUUUGUAAGGAGGAAGUUGAGUUAUCAGAGGAUUUUGAUAAUGUUUUGCUGUGUGGUGAAGAUGAUGAUGGUGAUGAUAGUGCUUCUCUAUCCCGACUCGGACAAAAAGGACAAAGUGGCCGCCGCCAUCUUAAGAAACGCGGAGGUAAUUGUGAAACUGUGGAUCUGGUGUCUCUUUUAAUUAGCUGUGCACAAUCUGUUGCAUAUGCUGAUUAUAGGGGUGCAGAAGAUAAAUUAAAAAAGAUCAGGCAGCACUCUUCACCUACAGGUGACCCAAAUCAAAGAGUGGCUAAUGUAUUCGCUGAUAGUCUGGAGGUGCGGUUGGCUGGAACUGGGACACAAGUAUAUAAAGCAAUGUCUAAUAAUGAUGUCCUAGUCCCUGAGUUGCUAAAGUCCUACCUGUCACCUUUGCCGUUUAUGAGAAUGGCAGUUUUCUUUGCGAAUAGAAUGAUUUACGAAGUAGCGUCAAAAUGUGUCUCACUGCACAUUAUAGACUUUGGGAUUCAUUAUGGUAUCCAGUGGCCCACUCUUAUCCGGGACCUUUCUCAAAGACCUGAUGGCCCGCCUAAACUUCGAAUAACAGGAAUCGAGAUUCCCCUACCCGGUUUUUGUCCAGAGCAGAUGGUAGAAGAAACAGGUUCCCGCUUAGCAAAAUGUUGCCAGUGUUUCGGUGUGCCAUUCGAGUACAACGCGCUAACAAGGCAGAAUUGGGAGACUAUAACAAUUGAGGAUUUAAAGCUUUUGAGUGAUGAGGUGGUUGCUGUUAACUGUUUUAUUCGAUUAGAGUACAUUUUGGAUGAGACAUUGGUUGUUAUGAACAGUCCUAGGGAUGCAGUUUUAAACUUAAUACGGCAAGUAAGUCCUCGUAUAUAUGUCCAAGCAAUGAGUAACGGACCUCACAGCUCUCCUUUCUUUGUCAAUCGGUUUCGAGAAGCUCUCUCAUUCUACUCUACUGUCUUUGAUACGUGUGUGGCUAUUUUGCCACUCCAUGAGCAUCAUAGAUUGAUUUUAGAACAAGAAGUUCUAGGUCGAGAGAUAAUGAACAUCAUUGCAUGUGAGGGCAUGGAAAGAUUGUUGAGGCCUGAAACAUGUAAGCAGUGGCAAUCUCGCAUUUUGAGGGCAGGCUUCAAGCCCAUGUCGACUAACCCCAAACUCGUGAAAAAGUUAAAAAGCAAGGUGAGGGCAGGAUAUCACAAAGACUUUCUGUUUGUGGAAGAGGGCAACUGGAUAUUGCAGGGGUGGAAAGGUCGAAUUCUUGGAGGCAGCUCUUGCUGGGUUGCUGCGUGACAUUCUAACAACGUCAGAUAGUAAGUACAAUUAGUAAUUAUUGCUGCUUGCGACAUGACAGUCUCCCAACCAGGACAUGGUAGAAUUUGUUUUAGUGGAAUGUUUUUACAUAUCACCUCUAUUCUUUUUUUUUUAAAAUGUGACUAAACUUUGUUUAAAUCAUUCAAGUUUCUUCCUUCUCCAACCCCU